ACUGUCCAGUAAAAGAUCUCCUCGGGAGUGGCUGUCCUCCUAUAGACGAGGAACUAGACAGAGAUUGAUGGAAUCAACCACUAUUUUGUCAAAUAUGCAUUCGACCUUGUAUUGAUCACGGAUAACGAUUUUGUCGUUCAUAAUCGACUAUCGCUGAACAUUUCCUACAGUUUUGAUGAUCAUCAUGAGCACUGCAGUUCGAAGACCAUCAACUGGUAAUGUACCCAACAUGCGCCGACCUUCGUUGAUAUCGACUCACAAACAUCCGCCGUCCGUCGAUAUAUCCACUUCCGGUCGUGCUGCCAUGAUCAUGACGUCAGCUCAGACACACACAACAGUUCCGGUUUCAAAAAUGGAGAAUAGUUUCAGCCUUGAACCUUCGGAGAAAUUUCCAUAUUCCGAAGUAAAAGAAAUAAUGAAAAUUGUUAUGCACGACAUGAUUGGUAAUAUGUCCUAUGAUGCAGAGGAAUGCACCACGCUGUCUGCAAAUCUUGCUGACGUCAUCAAGCAGAAAGUGAAGGAAGUGUGUAUCCCGCGGUACAAAAUUGUAACGAAUGUUUCGAUUGGUCAGCUCAGCGGUUCUUCUUUAUGUUUAACCAGUCGAUGUAUAUGGAAUGAAAAGUUUGACAAUUACUCAGAGUAUACGUAUACAAAUGGUAAACUGUACGCCGUAGGACUGGUGCAUGGUAUGUUCUGUGAAUAAGUGUGACGAUGGGGGAAUUUAUUUGUUGGCCAUUUGUUACAAGUGCAUCAGCUUAACAAGACUUUGUCUUUGAUAAUAUAUUUUUAUGGAAUGUGCCAAAAUGCUUUUAUUAACAACGUUUAUCUACACAAAUGCUUUUUACACAAAUAUUGCUCUGUAUAAGAAAUAAAAGAAUAGAGAAAAUCAAA
Molecule: messenger RNA, 891 nt
Organism: Gigantopelta aegis
Lineage: Eukaryota; Metazoa; Mollusca; Gastropoda; Neomphalida; Peltospiridae
Product: dynein light chain Tctex-type 5-like
Exons: 2
Coding region: 176-703 (175 amino acids)
Biological process (GO): microtubule-based movement
Cellular component (GO): cytoplasm; cytoplasmic dynein complex
Molecular function (GO): dynein intermediate chain binding
Source: RefSeq, a predicted model, not a curated record